UGUCAGAUAAUGGGGAAAGAGGAAGAAGAGGAAAAAUAGUUGGACUUUGAUACGAGAUGAGAUAUAUUUAAUUACAUAUAUAUGCGUGUGUACAACUGUUCAGUACCUAUUAGAUAUCAUAAUAUCUUUCGAAUGUCAGGCAGAGUCAUAGCCUGUAUAAGCCUGUUACAUAGGCCUGCAAACUAUGGCACAGAGAGGGAGAGACAGAGACAGAGGAAGAACUUUUUUAUAUUUGGGUCUUUAUUACCGUAGCGGCAUAUAGCCUAAAAGGGUGUCUUCUUUUUAGCCUCCGGUUAACAUAAAGGCCUUAGCUUUGAUGGAUUCUUUCUGUAACAUCCUUGGUAAUCAGAAGGAAUUCAUGGCUAUGACAGCUAUGCUGUACCAUUGGCUUUUCUUGGGCUUUGAAUCUUUCUCUCGGCACUGGGAGUUAUAUUUUAUCAGCUGGGGUUGUUGUGGCUCUCAUCAAGAUGGUCUGCCUUGUUGUUUCCGUUCUCAGUUGCAAUCAGCAUGGUGAUUUAAAUGUGAAGAUCGAGUGAAGAGUACAGUGGUUAUGCUUAAACAGGGAAGGACGGAGUAAGAUUGGGGUCGUGGGGUCGAGUUGCCAAUGGCAUCAGCUUCUUGUGCCAGUAAGAGUCCAUUGCUCACGAAAGAAGCAUCCUCUGAUUAUCAUACUUACCCUCCACCUCUUGCACAAUAUGAAGAUGUUGCAGCCAGUCCUAAUCUCUUCAUGGCUACUUUGGAGAAGCUCCAUACUUCUUUGGGGACUAAGUUCAUGAUUCCCAUAAUUGGAGGUAAAGAGUUAGACUUGCAUCGACUUUUUGUGGAGGUAACUUCUCGUGGGGGAAUUGAAAAGAUUCUUAGGGAGAGAAGAUGGAAAGAAGUGACUGCUAUUUUCAACUUCCCUUCAACAGCUACAAAUGCUUCUUUUGUGCUGCGGAAGUACUAUGUGUCAUUGCUUCACCACUAUGAACAAAUAUACUAUUUUAAGGCCCGGGUCUCUAUGUCUUCUGAUUCUUUGAUGAGCCCAUCCGCAACCCCAGUGCCAGCUCAAAGAACAGAAUUUUUGCAGCCAACAUCAGAAACCCAAGCAUCUGUGCUCAAGCAACAAAGGACAAAGACUGCAGAACUUCCUAGAGCACGGUCACCAUCGUAUUCAGGGUCUCCUGUUACUGUAAUAGGGGUCAUUGAUGGGAAAUUCGAAAGUGGAUACCUUGUUACUGUUACAAUAGGCUCCGAGGAGCUAAAAGGUGUACUUUAUCUGGCUCCACAGGAUGCAGUAGAGCAAGUGCCACAGAACUAUAGUGUCUUUGCCAAGAAGAAUGGCAAUGCCUCUUCUGUACCAGGCAUCCAUCGUCGCCGCCGUAGGAAGAAAUCUGAGAUGAAAAAGAGGGAUCCAGCUCAUCCAAAACCUAACAGAAGUGGGUAUAAUUUCUUCUUUGCCGAGCAGCAUGCACGACUGAAGCCACUGCAUCCAGGGAAGGACAGAGAGAUCAGUAGAAUGAUUGGUGAGCUGUGGAACAAGUUGAAAGAGCCUGAAAAAGCGGUUUAUCAGGAGAAAGCUCUUAAAGAUAAAGAAAGAUACAAAAUAGAGAUGGAGGAUUACAGGGAGAGACUAAGGACUGGUCAAGUCAUCAGUGAUGCGGUACCACUGCAACAGCGGCUUCCUGCACUAGAUGCAAAUUUGGUGGAUGCAGAUGCAAACAUUGAAGAAAAUGAGGGAGGGGACUCUCCUCACACACCUGACAACGAGAGUUCUGGUAAAAGUGAUUCCGAAGAUGAUGAUAAGACUGCAGAGAAGGAUUCAGAUAUGGAUGCAUCUCCAAAAGGCAGAAAAAGAAAAAAAAUGGAGGAUGAUAAGACUGCAGAGAAGGAUUCAGAUAUGGAUGCAUCUCCAGAAAGAAAAAAGGAAAAAACAAGUUCCAUAAACCAAUUGUAGUUGCUGAGUCCAGUAACAUGCACAUGGAAGAUGAUGUUGGAGAUGACAAGGUUGAGAAAAUUGCACAAGAAAUCUUAGGUGACACCGUACUCGGGACAACGAAAGAACCAAUAUCUACUGAGAAGCAUUAAAGUUUUUCCACACGAAUUAGGGUGACUUUAGGUAUGAAGAAAUCAUUUUUCUACACGGAGUAGGGUUUGAAUUUGUCCAUUCUAGCUUUUGCUUAUGCUUAGAUACGGUUUAUUAGCUAUUCCUCAGGCCUUUCCUUACCAUUUACUCGUAUUAUUUGUAAAUGCGGCAUGCCGUUGCAAAUUGUAUUACUUGUUUCACUGGGAUAUAGUCAGAUAGAGGUCUUGGCCAACUAGAGGCGGUUUUGUAGCACAUGAAAAUUUUGAUGCAUUUCCAGAGUUAAACGAUUUGGGUUGUGUUGAUAUGUUCCCAAACUAGAUUGUGGUUUACUGUGUUGAUAAUUAGCAAAUCAAAAGGGCCCUCAAAUUUUAAGACA
Molecule: messenger RNA, 2441 nt
Organism: Corylus avellana
Lineage: Eukaryota; Viridiplantae; Streptophyta; Magnoliopsida; Fagales; Betulaceae
Product: HMG (high mobility group) box protein with ARID/BRIGHT DNA-binding domain-containing protein
Molecular function (GO): DNA binding
Source: RefSeq, a predicted model, not a curated record